UUGAAAGAAUUCCUGCUCUUGUUCAGCUGCUGCCGCUCCUCCUCACCCAGCAAAAGCAUGAAGGUCUGUGUGGCUGCCUUCGCUGUUCUCCUCAUCGCUGCCCUCUGCUCCCAGGCCCAUUCUCAGCUUGAUGGCAUCAACACCCCAACUUCCUGCUGCUUCAGCUAUGUUUCCAAGCCAAUCCCACGGAGCCUUGUGGUGAAGUACCAGCACACCAGCAUCAAGUGCUCCUUGCCGGCUGUAAUCUUUACCACUAAAAAAGGCCGGGAAGUCUGCUCCGAUCCCAAUACACGAUGGGUCCAGGAGUACAUCAAGCACGUGAAACAAAACUGA
Messenger RNA from Terrapene triunguis (Three-toed box turtle), 333 nucleotides. Its product is annotated as C-C motif chemokine 3-like. The transcript has 3 exons. The record is from RefSeq and is a predicted model, not a curated record. Lineage: Eukaryota; Metazoa; Chordata; Testudines; Emydidae. Gene Ontology annotation, cellular component: extracellular region. Gene Ontology annotation, molecular function: chemokine activity; CCR chemokine receptor binding. Gene Ontology annotation, biological process: chemokine-mediated signaling pathway; positive regulation of GTPase activity; monocyte chemotaxis. Bases 58 to 333 code for a protein of 91 amino acids.